Messenger RNA from Salvelinus namaycush (lake trout), 864 nucleotides. RefSeq lists its product as uncharacterized. The coding region runs from base 1 to 864 and encodes 287 amino acids. The transcript is spliced from 5 exons. Lineage: Eukaryota; Metazoa; Chordata; Actinopteri; Salmoniformes; Salmonidae. The record is from RefSeq and is a predicted model, not a curated record. Gene Ontology annotation, cellular component: nucleus. Gene Ontology annotation, biological process: positive regulation of DNA-templated transcription.
AUGGUUGAAAAUGUAAAGGAGCAGCAAACUGUAGCGUUAAAAGAUGCACCUGUGUUUAGUGUGGCUCUUGAUGAGGGUGUGGAUGUGAAUGACAUUCCACGUCUGGCAGUUGUUGGAAGAUACUGUGACUCAGAGCAGGUCAGUCCCAUGUUGACCCACAGAAGGAGCGACCUUACUGAUCACAGUCUCCACCCUCAGAACCCCCCCCACGUGGACCCCGUCACAGCCCAUCCAGGCGUCACCCUGGAGACCAGCUGCUCCCCUGAGGGGCCAGCGGAGGGAGAGUGCUGUAGGAGCUGCACCCCUCCGUCUGCACCCGCUCCUCGGCCCCCUAUGCCCACUAUGGGAGUGACCACCUUGGAAGGUGUGGAGGUCUGCCAGGAUGGGGAGGACUUCUGCCUGACUACAGAAGGAGGGAUGGAGGCGCUUGGUGCCCAGGAGUCAUCGAUGGGCGAGAUGUCACCGCAGAGGAAUAAUGAGAACAGGUUACCUUUCCAGAUCUUCCCAGAACCAGUGGAGGUGUCUCUGAGUCCAGAGGGCUCUCCCAAUCACCUGCAGCAGUUCAGUCCCUCAGAGAAGGAGCGGCUUCCCUCCAUCAUGGUGGAGCCCACGGACAUGAGCGAAGUGGAGAGUGGCGAGUUACGGUGGCCCCCGGAAGACAUGGAAUUCUGUUCUGAGGAGGAUGAUCUGUUCCUGGAGCAGUGUAUCCCCCCGGCCAACAUUGCAGACUGGGGAGAGGAGGAGGAAGAGACGUCUGUUGUCAUCAACCACCAGCAGAACACAUCCCUCAUUGACCUCCAGUCAGAUGCGUUCAGGGAUGAAACACCUAUUCUACCACCUAGCAGCUCACCUGCCCUGAACUGA